AAUGAGCACCUGGUGGCGCCCGCUGGGCUGCAGAGCUGGGCAGGCAGGCUAGCGAGCAGGACUCCAGUCUCACAUUCAGGGACAGACACAAACGUAUGGACGGCAAGACGCCCUUUUCUCUCAAUUAAAGUUCCCUGACAUUUUAUUUACCACGUUUAUAACAAGGACUUUCCCUUUUGGUGACAAAGUGGGAGUGCGACGCCGUGCGUCCAGCUAUCAAGUUCGGUUGUGUUGGACAUUGUGGACACUUCCAUAAAGCGAAAAGUUUGAAGUGGCUCUUUUUAAGGAAUGCCUGUGAUCGUUAGCGGGUCUCCGGACGGGUAACCAGGUGCUGCCGUCAUGGCAAGGCCAGUGAGGUACCUGACUUGUUUCGCUGUGGUCACGCUGGCCCUGGCGGUGCUGAUGGCGGCUGUGGAAGUGGAUCAUGAGUGGCACUUCAAUGCAGCUCAGUGUCGUUACGCCCUGGGGAUGGAGGAUGGCAGCAUCCCAGACUCUGACAUCACUGCCUCCAGUGCCUGGUCUGACUCCACCGAGGCCAAGCAUGGAAGGUUGAGCACAGGAGAAGGGGACGGAGCUUGGUGCCCCGCAGGCGCCGUCUUCCCCAGUGGAGCUGAAUAUCUUCAGGUGGACCUGCGAAAACUUCAUUUCCUGGCACUGGUGGGCACACAGGGUCGCCAUGCUGACGGGCACGGCCAGGAGUUUGCCCGUAGUUAUCGUCUCCACUAUUCCCGAGACGGAGUGAAGUGGAUGACAUGGAAGGACCGCUGGGGCCAGGAAGUGGUGUCGGGGAAUGAGAACACCUACGAUGUGGUUCUGAAAGACUUGGGGCCUCCCAUAGUGGCCCGUAUGGUGCGCUUUUACCCGCUGGCUGACAGGGUCAUGAGUGUCUGCCUUCGAGUGGAACUCUACGGCUGCGUGUGGACGGAUGGUUUAAAGGCUUAUACAGCUCCAGUGGGCCACGUCAUGAAUCUGUCAGGCAUGCCCGUCUACCUGAAUGACUCCACAUACGAUGGAAGCACAGAACAAAGGAUGCAGUUUGGUGGCCUGGGUCAGCUGUGCGACGGCGUCCUGGGAGGGGACGACUUCAUCGAAACCAAAGAGCUGAGGGUGUGGUCGGGCUACGACUACCUGGGCUGGAACAGAGAUGUUCUCGGGAAGCCCAGCGUGGACAUUGAGUUCCACUUUGAGAAGCCACGAGUCUUCCACACCAUGCAGGUGCACAGUAACAACCGUCACACUCAAGGUGUGCGGGUGUUCAACAAGGUGGAUUGUCUCUUCAAACCUGGCAUCCUCCAGCCGUGGUCGUCUCCAGCGCUCGCACUGCCCGUCCCCCUGGAGGAUCUGAAGGAUCCCUCUUCUCGGACCAUCUCCCUGCCCCUGGGAGGACACACGGCUCAGAUUCUGCGCUGCAAGUUCUACUUCUCAGACCGCUGGCUGCUCCUCAGCGAGAUAUCAUUCCUGUCUGAGCCCUUUGAAAAGGACAGAAAGCAGACAAACUCCAUCCUUCCCACCACAAGUUCCUCUCCUUUCCUCAACCGCACCUCUUCUUCCUUCCCAGCGCCGAGUCGCAGCACCUCCAACGCCACCACUGUAUCUCCCACCACUGCCACCUCCACCUUCAUGAUGAACACCACUGCUAACUGGAUGCUGUCAGGCUCCGAGUUUGCCGCCGUGUCACCAAAGGCGGGGCUUCCGGUGGCCAAGGAUGAUAGUAGCAACACCGCCAUUCUGAUUGGCUGCCUAGUCGGCAUCAUAUUACUGCUGCUGGCUGUCAUUGCCGUCAUCCUGUGGAGGCAAUACUGGAAAAAACUGCUGGGGAAGGCCCAGAACAGCCUCUCGAGUGACGAGCUGCGCGUCCACCUCUCCGUCCCCUCGGACAACGUGGUCAUCAACAACACGCACAGCUACUCCAGCCGCUACCAGCGCAUACACACCUUCCCCGAUGACCCCGAGCGGGAGGGCGAGUGCGAGUACCAGGAGCCCAGCGCCUUGCUCCGCCCACGCGACCACCGUGACAGCACGGCCUUGCUGUUAAACAACCCGGCCUAUCACCUGCUCCUGUCAGAUCACAGGAAAGGCUCCAGGCCCGGCACCUGUCAGGCUCAGGAAAAGAACCUCAAUGUGCCCCAUGCCUGUGGACUGGAUUUGGACCUGGAGAAGAGUUUCCCCCUGUCGCAGGACGAGCCUCCUCCCUACCCCGGGUCACCGCCUUACCCCGCUCUGUCGCCGCCCGUGUCCCCCCCGCUUCCCCCCAGUGUGCCGCACUACGCCGAAGCCGACAUCGUAAGCCUGCAGGGCGUUAGCGGCAACAACACCUACGCCGUCCCCGCCCUGGCCUCGUCCAGCCCCGGUGGGGCGGACGCCACCCCCUUACCAGAGCUGCCCCGUCAGUGUCUGAUCUUCAAGGAGAAACUCGGGGAGGGGCAGUUUGGCGAGGUGCACCUGUGUGAAAUAGAAAACCCCCAGGACCUCCCCAACCUGGAGUUCCCCUUCAACGUGAGGAAAGGUCGCCCUCUGCUGGUGGCUGUCAAGAUACUGCGGCCUGAUGCAUCCAAGAAUGCCAGGAAUGACUUCCUGAAGGAGGUGAAGAUCCUCUCCCGCCUUAAGGACCCCAACAUCAUCCGUCUGCUGGGGGUGUGUGUGAGCAGCGACCCCCUGUGUAUGGUCACGGAGUACAUGGAGUGCGGAGACCUCAACCAGUAUCUGUCCCACCGAGUGCUGCUGGACAAGACCGGUCCUUCCCACAACACUCCAACCAUCAGGUAUGAGAAGGCGUUAACAAAUAUGGUGUCGGUUUUAUUCUUACCCGACAUCUUUGUUCCCAGCUACCCGGCUCUCAUCUCCAUGGCCAGCCAGAUCGCUUCCGGCAUGAAGUUUCUCUCCUCGCUCAACUUUGUGCACCGUGAUCUGGCCACGCGGAACUGCCUCGUGGGCGGCGACAAAGGUGACAGCGGCGGCGACCCGAGCGGCGAGCGCCACAUCAAGAUCGCCGAUUUCGGUAUGAGCAGGAAUCUGUACGCGGGAGACUACUACAGGAUCCAAGGCCGAGCUGUGCUGCCCAUCCGCUGGAUGGCCUGGGAGUGCAUCCUCAUGGGUAAAUUCACCACCGCCAGCGACGUGUGGGCGUUCGGGGUCACCCUGUGGGAGAUGCUGAGCGUCUGUCAGGAGCAGCCGUACUCCAACCUAACGGAUGAACAAGUCAUCGACAACGCUGGAGAGUUCUUCAGAGACCAGGGCAGACAGGUGUAUCUGGGCAAGCCUGCCGUUUGCCCUCAGGGUCUCCAUGAACUCAUGUUGAGCUGCUGGAACAGAGACUGCAAGCUCCGACCAUCUUUUGGUUACAUCCACUCCUUCCUCACGGAGGACGCCAUGAAUAUGGUGUAAGAUGCACUGGUGGAGUUGGGUAAUAAAAAUAAAAAAAACACAUUUUGGACUUUUCGGUGGAGGGGGGCUGCUGGAGACGCUGCUGGUUCAGUUUAAUCCCACACUAGACCCCCCCCUCCCAGGAAACUGCAGUAAGCUAGCUUGACAAGUGUAGAGCUUAGGCUGAGCUACAUGAUGUAGUGUAAUGUGGGUGUAAUGUAGUGGGUGGUGGGUGCGUUCUGCAUUAGGAGCCUUUUUUUUUCCUUGUGACUUUUUUUUCAAAAGUGGUUCACAUAGCACAAUAAUACCCACUCCAAACCCCAAUCAGUCCAGGUUUCACCCUUUAGGGUAGGCUCCAGCCCCCCCCCUCCCCACCUUGCAAUCCUGAAGUGGAUAAAAGAUAAAGAAAAGUACCAUGUAGUGCUUCACAAAGUUGCCUUUCCUCACAGCUGUCCCUAGCCUCUUGUCCAAAGUCAGCUGGGAUAGGCUCCAGCUCCCCCUUGACACCCUGAAAAUGGAUGUUAGGAGAUGAACGCUGUUGGUGUUGUAGUGGUUCACAUAGCUGCCUUGAGUUCAAAUCCCUGAGCAGUCUUGUUCAGGAUGAUCUCCAUCUUUUUUUAUUUAGGUCAGCUGGAAUGGACUAGUGUAGUGGUUUACGUAAGUCCAGUGUAACCUGCACCAGAGGCACUAUUGGGAAAUGAGAUCCAUUGAUAGUGUAGUGGUUCACAAGGCUGCCUUGGCCUCAAUUUCUAGCCAAUCGGUUCGAGGUGUAGUCCGAUCCCCCCUGCAACCCUGAACAAGAGAAGUGGGUCCAUAGAUGUUUCGAGAUGAGGUCAGAUGUAGAGGUUCAUGUAGCUGCCUUCCACACAGCCCUCCCCUGGCUCAUCAGUCCAGUGUGUACCCCGACCCCUGUCCCCCAAAGUCAGGAAUAGGAUAAGUGGAAUAGAAAGUGGAUGGAUGUGGGAAGAGUGGGAAGACUCUAGUGGUCCACAUAGCUGAUUUGGGCUCAAUUCCUGGGUUUAAUCCGCUUUAAGCCCCAAGUUUGCAACUCUGAAGAGGUUCUGUAGUGCUUCACAUAGCAGCCCAGUGUCAAUGAGUUCCCUGAUGAACCACUUCCACACUGUACUCAAACGGGACAAAAUGCAGAGCAGACAAACACUUCCAGCCCCCAACAGCAUUUUUUUUUUUUUUUGCCAGGGAAAAUGCAAUUCCCCCCGAUGAUGAUGUGACAUGACCACGCCCCCUGCCCCCUCCGCUUUUAAGCAGAAAUGUCACUUCCAGUUUGGACAAAAAUUUCCACAACCUUCCUGCACUUUAACUCCAUCACACGUGUGGCUGAUGAACUGUUGCUAUGAUUCCUGCUUACGUGGAAUGAAGAGCAGUGAUUGGACGACUGGAAAGACAUUGUUGGAUGUAUAAUAUUUUAAAAUGACGGACACUUGAGGAUCUGCCGUGAAUGCUCUUUGACUGUCGUAGGACGUCUACAUUAUGUUACUCAUUGUACAGCACUGUUAAUCAGUUCUCUACAUCAGUGCUUCUCAACUGGUUUGGCUGCGGGACACACCAUCACCCUCUGCUCUGGUAGCGAACGACUAGCAUCGAUGUCAUUGCUCUCUCACUCAAACUUGACCAAGUCGGACGUAAACAUGAUGUGCAUCUUGUCGUUGCACAGCAAGCAAAUAGCACAGACAUGUGGUGCAUUCACGGACAUCUAUGCGGGUGGGGGGCACGACCCCACGACCCACCCAAAACUAUGCCACCCACUUUCGGGUCUUGACCCUCCCACCCAGUUGAGAAUUCACUGUUCUACAUGAUCAAUUAAUAGUUGUUUACUGAUGCCAAAUGGUCGCGGUGCCAUUUGAGUCCUUUUUUUUUGAUACACUGUAGUACAACUAAUCACUUUUUAUAGAUACUGUACAUUGUCUGUGGUUACAUGAAUAGUUUGUACAUAUUUUGAAUACAGAUCUGUAUUUUCCUGUACUAAUAUAUGGAAAACUCUUUUGUUGAGAGUCUUCUCUAUCUUCUGUAGACACGCUUUGCAACCUUGAUGCCGCUACCAUCCAUUUUGCUGUUUAUUUUUGUAGAUGUUUCAAUAAAGUUAAGUCGUUACAAAUUUUUAAAAGGAAAAACUCAUGGCUAAUUAUACAGCACAUUUUUAUUAAUACAGAUAAAUGCUGACCAUUUUCAUACUAUUGCGGCUAUACCAUGCAGCAAUGCUUCUUUCUGACGUGACAAAAAAAACAAAACAUAGGAUUAGUUAAAGGGUUAAAUUCCAAAUAACAUGGCAGCAUUAUGGCUUAUACCGGUUGGAUAGACGGUGAUACAGUCAUGGAAGAAAUUAUGAGAACAGCCUUGUUUUUUUUUUAAAAGGCUGGUACUACUACAAGUGUGUUGGACAGGACAACAUGGAAUGUCUAAAAAAAGCACAGUUGUUUUUUUUUUUUUG
Messenger RNA from Doryrhamphus excisus (bluestripe pipefish), 5809 nucleotides. It is a transcript of the gene ddr1, whose product is annotated as discoidin domain receptor tyrosine kinase 1. NCBI's taxonomy places the organism in Eukaryota, Metazoa, Chordata, Actinopteri, Syngnathiformes, Syngnathidae. Gene Ontology annotation, molecular function: protein tyrosine kinase collagen receptor activity; collagen binding; ATP binding. The record is from RefSeq and is a predicted model, not a curated record. Gene Ontology annotation, cellular component: plasma membrane; signaling receptor complex. Gene Ontology annotation, biological process: protein phosphorylation; multicellular organism development; positive regulation of phosphatidylinositol 3-kinase/protein kinase B signal transduction.